AUGGCACUGCCGUCCUCGCCUGCGGCGGCUAGCUCAAGCACCCAUCACCCGCCUCGCAUCUCCUCCAUCUCCUCGUGCUGCUGCCCGCCGUCGCCAUGCCCCCUCCAGAUACAGCCUAGCAGCCGCCCCACUCCCCCCGCGGCAUAUCUUCUUCAUCGUGUUGCCACUGCUUCUUCCACUGCCAGCAGCCCAAGAAGUCGAGGUCGAGGUCGAGGGCACCUGCCGCCUCCAGCUGCCCUCCCCGACCCGCAAGCUGCUGCGGCGCUACUCCUCGCCGCCGCCGGGACAGUAGGUGCCGCCAGCCUCCUGCUCCGCUCCUCCUCCUCAUCCGCCGCCUCACAGCAGCAGCGGCAGGAGGAACAAGAACAGGUAGAGGGAGAGGAGUGCCCGGACUGCGGCGGGACUGGGCUCUGCGGCCGCUGCAAAGGAGAGGGCUUUGUCUUCAAGCAGCUCUCCACGGAGACGGCCACCAAGGCGCGCAAGGCCGCCAAGAACAUGGCCACCAGAUACACCGCGGGGUAUUAUUACAAUUAUUAUUUAAUUCCUUCCUUGCUUUCAGUUUCAAUUCUAGCUAGUUGCAUAUCUAUAUCGAUAUGCUGUAUUCGUCCUCACCAGUCACCAAGCAAGAACAUGACCAUGAUGCAUGCGAUUGCCAUGCAUUGCAGGCUGCCCACCAAGUGGACCUACUGCAACAAGUGCUCCUCCACCCGAUCCUGCACAACCUGCCGAGGCUCCGGCAGAAUCAUCACCACACCUGUCACCUAG
Molecule: messenger RNA, 765 nt
Organism: Miscanthus lutarioriparius
Lineage: Eukaryota; Viridiplantae; Streptophyta; Magnoliopsida; Poales; Poaceae
Source: the annotation of a GenBank genome assembly